AGUAUAUCACAUCGGGUCUCGGGUGGAUACCUGGGCCACGUGGGGAUCUUCACCAGUGUGUUCACCCGCGACGAACGAGAAAAACUGGACGCGAAUUUUGUUUUGGCCGGUGAGCGGGAAAAACAGUACAGCAUGUCCAAAAUGGCUGUCCUAGAUCACUUUUGCUUUCGUUUUCUGAUCGAUUAAGGUCCAGUUUGGCUAAAUUGCGAUCAGUUUAUCUCGAAAUAAUUCAUAGUUUGUUCGCAAUUAGCCAAGAGGACGUGCAUUGUUUAGAAAACAGCAGUUGCAUGUGUGGGAACCUUGGCCACGAUCAAACAUGGAGACGGAAGAGGGGCAGUUCGUGUACACCAUCAAUGGCGUAAAAGUUGCUUUCCCUUGCAAAGCUUAUCCGACCCAGCUGUCUAUGAUGAAUAUGAUUAUUAAAGGCAUUGAAAGGCAACAGAACUCCCUCCUGGAGAGUCCUACAGGAAGUGGAAAGAGUCUAGCCCUCUUAUGUUCUUGUUUGGCCUGGCAAGCAGCAGAAUAUGAUAAGAAGGCAAAACUUGAAGAACAAAUGAAUGCUGAAGUAUUUGAUGAUGGAUGCUGUGGUAAGACAUGUGGAGAUGAAGAAAAACCUCUCCGAACAGAUCCUGCAAAUGUCAUCAAAUCUGAUUAUUUCCAUCAGAGUUACACUAUCCAACCACAAAAAAGUGUUAGCAAUACAGAAGUACCACUUAAUACAGAAGCAGUGGCUACUCCAGUGCAGUUGUCAGUCACAGAUCUGAAUGAAUCACUUGCCAGGAGAGACAAUGAAUCUGGGAGCCCAACUGAUGACGAUUUCCAGCCAGCAAAGAAGCGCUUCAGAACGCCCGGAAAUCCGGCAUUGUCAUCAUCUAAAAAGAGGCGUGUCCAGACACCCCUUGGAGGGUCAGUUGAAGAUGGAGAUUGUGAGCCUCCAGAAUGGACCAUUGAGUUGACAGCAAGCAGAGCAAGGGAGAACAUUUCUCCAACUGCAACUGAUAGUAAUGACAAGAAAGACAAAUUAUCCCCUGAUAAUAUUGGCAAGCAUGAUGCCAAAUCAGAAAACUUAAAGGUUCCAAAAAUUUUCUUUGGAACUAGAACACACAAGCAAAUAGCACAGAUUUCAAGGGAACUUAGGAAGACUGUGUACAACAAAGUGAGGAUGACCAUACUUUCCAGUCGGGAGCACUCCUGUGUCCAUCCAGUAGUUUCAAAGGGGAAAAACAAGAAUGAAGAGUGUAAAAAGUUACUGGAUGGUUCAAUGGGCACCACUUGCAGGUAUUAUCAGAAAGUUCACACCAUCCGGACCCAAACUAGUCUCAGAUAUCAUGGUCUUGCUACUGCCUGGGAUAUUGAAGACUUGGUCACUCUUGGAGGUCAAAUCAAGGCCUGUCCAUAUUAUGCUGCGAGGGAGCUAAUGAAGGAAGCUGACAUCAUUUUCUGUCCUUACAACUAUCUCAUUGAUCCUAAAAUCAGAAUGCAGAUGGAAAUUAGCCUUAAGGACCAGAUAGUGGUUCUGGAUGAAGCACACAAUGUAGAAGACUCAGCACGAGAUGCUGCCAGCCUUACACUGACAGCUGUGGACUUACAGAACACAUUAGAUGACCUUGAUAGGCUAGGUAAUAAAAUGAAAAUAGUAUUGCUAUUACUACAUUUGGAUGGGCAAUCUGUGGAUGGGUGGUGGGUGACUUUAGGAAAUGAUGGCAAUACUCACAUCUGGUUGCAUCCUGCAUAUUUAGCAAGUGACAGCCCUUCUUUAACAUCUCAUAGUCUUUCUCUUCUGGAAGGAAUAUUUCUGAUUGGCAAAUUUAUGAUGGGAAACAAUAUGCAAUAUAUCGCUGAUUACAGCCUGGAGGAUGGAGGAGAGCUCAUGGAGGUGUGGGUUGGAACCCUAUCAGCAGGACCAAGUGGUUCAGCUAUUAAUGCCAGUUAUCGCAGUGCUGAGACCUUCACCUUUCAAGAUGAAGUUGGCAAGAUGGUACUUAAUGUUUGUGAGACAGUACCACAUGGUGUACUCUGUUUCUUUCCAUCGUACAACAUGUUGGACAAGCUCAGCAAACGUUGGCAGUCAACAGGUCUUUGGUCCAAGCUCUUGGACAGGAAAGUACUUGUCAGUGAACCACGCAGUGGAGACAAAUUAGGAUGUGUAGACUCAGAUGAUGACUCCAGUGUUGAUGGAGGUUUGUUCCUGGCCGUGUGCAGAGGAAAAGUGAGUGAAGGACUCGACUUUGCAGAUAACAACGCCAGAGCCGUCAUCACGAUUGGAAUACCUUUUCCAAAUGUGAAAGACAUCCAGGUGGAACUCAAACGGAAAUACAACACGCAGUAUUCAGCCAGUCGAGGACUGCUGACGGGCAGUGAGUGGUAUGAGAUCCAGGCCUACCGUGCAUUAAAUCAGGCUUUGGGAAGGUGUAUUCGUCACAAACAAGACUGGGGAGCCAUUGUUCUAAUAGAUGAACGGUUUAACAAGUCUCCAAGGUACAUCAACGGGAUAUCCAAAUGGGUGCGCAAGAGAAUUACACAGUACAACAACUUCUCCGCGGCCAUGUCUUCCCUGAAAGAAUUCGCAUCUGCACGUAAAAGAGAACCGUGUCCCGCCAAUACCAGCCCCUGUUCUGUUAGCCAACUGAGCAGAAGUUCUGUGGAGACUCCAGUCAAGGAACAGAACGUUCAUGCUGAUGUAAAGCCAUCUGUAGAGCACACUUCACUGCUUGACAACCGCGGAAACCAAACUAGAGGGGUUGCACUGGAACAGAACGUUCACGCUGAUAUUAAGCCAUUUGUAGAACACACUCCACUACCCGACAACCGAGGAAACCAAACUGGCGGGGUUACACUGGAACAGAACGUUCAUGCAGAUGUUAAGUCAUUUGAAGAACACGCCCGACUACCUGACAACCAAGAAAACCAAACUGGCAGGGUUACUCUGGAACAGAGCGAUCUUUGUGCAACUCCUUGUCAGUGCAGUGAUGCAAGACCUUCUGUAGAGGCUACUAACGCUCAUGGAAACCUAGCCGUUGGGUUUACAGUAGACCACAGCGGCAACUGUGCAACUCCUCCUCAAAGUACCGAUAGUAAACCAUCUGUAGAGUCCCAACAUGUAGGUAAGGUCCAAGGAAACCCAGGUGAUGGGUUUACACUGGAACACAGCGUUCAUUCUACCACUCCCUUUCAACGUAUUAUACUAUCUGCCAAGCAGCGUUCACUUAGCAACAUGCAAGGAAACCAGACUUCAGGUUUUACCCCUUCUUCUAAUUUAAUCCAAUCAGCUUUCUCUGGCGUCACUUCUAAAGGUCUGUCUUUCAAUGCAGAGAGAGUGGCAUCGAAACUUGAUAAAUUUAAACGGAAAAACGUUGAUGUCGACGGGAGUGAGAGGAAGGUUUUCAAUGGAAUGACUUUGGUACUUGACUUUAAACCCGUAAAUGGCGAGAAUUUCGUUACGGUUAAAUCUAACGAGUUGAAAGUGGAUGGGAAAAUGGAGAGUCAAGAAUCUGAUAGUGCAUUGAAGAAGAAACCUGAAAGCGACCCACUCGCUAGGGAACAGAUGUCCUCUCCUCUUCUCUUUGCCACUCCUCAGUCCACUCCUUCACCUUCACCUGUCAAACAGGAAAUGAACUGGAUGACACCCAGGGAGGGUGAGGAGAGGACAAGUUUAAACUCGUCAAACUUGAAUCUCGGCGCCGAGGAACCAAACGCAAUUAAAAAUGUAGGAAAUGGAGAAGGUAGUCUUGGUAAUUGUUCGAUUACUUUGUCAAAGAAAGGCGGUGAUUUUGGUAAAUCCUCAUUGCUGGAAAACACAGGGGUUCAAGGCUUCGUCGCAGUAGAAAAGCUGUUAAAGUCAAAAGAAGCUGAUGCGAAUGCUCCAGGUCACGGAGGGGAUGGUAACGAGUUAAACUCAGAGAAAAAGCCUCGUGAUAUCCUUGAUGACGUAAAAGACGACUUUUCUCAUGAAAAGGCAGGAUUAGAAAAUCGCUUGCAAACGAAGGCGCCGCAUGUUGAUCGUAAUACUGAGUCGAAAGAAACUGUGAAGGAAGGUGUACUGAAUUUAUCGUCGUCUUCAAGGAGAAGCGAGCGUCCCUGUAAUAGCGUGUCUGAGAUGCCGAGCAAUGUUCGACUUGGUCGGAGAAGAAGCACAAGGCUUAGAAGAUUUUCAAACAGCAGUAAAAGCACGAGGGAGGAAGAGAAAGUAGCAUCUGAGGAAAAACCCAAAGAUGAAAGUGACAAACCUGUGCUGUAUUGUGCCCGUUGUGGUGGCAGCCUUGUCACAGGUUCCUUCGCUUCUAACUCCUUCACAAGGCAUAUUCCUGACGUAUUGCAGAGUUCCUUUCAACAGACAGUCGACGAGAAAAACGUUCUUGUUAUCGACAAAGAGACUUGUACAAUGUCAAACCUAAGUUCUUUGAUUGACGCGAAGAACGAUCACUCUCCAGGUAUGAAACUAAAUAGUCUCUUUGUACCGGAGUGCGGCAGCUGCUACAUUCCCCUGGUCUGCCGAGUGUGUCAGACUACGAAAGGAGAUUCACGGAUCGUGGGAUUAGAAGUGGUGUCGUUCGGAUCAUUCUCUGAGCAACAACAAUGUCAACCGCAUCCUCUAAAACAGGUUUGGUUUUUUCCAGGUCUCGUCAAUGUUCACUCACCAGCUAGCGAGUGAUCCGAAGUCAAAGAGGGGCUGGUGUAUUUCAGCAGUGCGACUAGGCUUUUCUCAAUGAAUAGUGAAUAAAAUGAUUUCAUAUUUCUUAAAAACAUGCGAUGGUUACUCCAGUCGACCAUCUCAUCAGUCAGUCACUUUAUCACCAGCUAAUGAUGAAGUGAAGUCUGCAACAGGUCUAAGUCUGCGCUUCAUUUUGCAUGAUAACUUGUAGGUGGUUUUGUAAGUAGUAGCGUCUGCUAAGCCACACUUCGCCUCUACCCGUUUAUACUCAAGCUCCUGGGUAAAGAGAGGUCCUGUUCGAAUAAAGUUCCUGUCAGAGAGAACAACUCCUCAAUCCCGGUCAGGGCUUGUACCCAGAACUGUCGAAUCGGCGUCCAGGGCACUGAAUGACCAUUAGCAGCCACACCUCAUUAUUAUGGCCUUCCUGUUAUUUCUGUUCAUCUUAACAGUGUCAAACCCCUUAUUGGUAAAUUUCAUUCGAGGCUGUGUUUGUAUUUUAGCAAUGUCAUGAUAUACUAUAGAAGAAGAGGUGAAAGAGGGAGGGGAAACUAGUUGCUACCUUCCCUGAGUGUUUGUUUGCCCCCACUCUCCCUUGGUCACCCAGAAUUAUUGUUUCUGAAUUGGUUAUAUCCAGGUUAUAAUCAUAAGUGUUGGUGGGUUUAGCAAUAUUGUACAAAUGAGCAAGCAAAUAUUGCAAAAACGUGCAACAUCAUAUCUGCAUCUGAAUUAUACAUUGAUAUAGAAUUUGCCUUGCACGAAUUCAUCCAUCCAUCGAUCGAUCUAAAUAUGGACAUUAUUUUGUCUUUGAUAUCGAAGUUAUUUUUUAUCCAAUGAUCAAUUUUCUUGUUAAAUCUUUUCCGUUAACCCAAGCUUAAGGUGGCUGAACACAGUUUUUGAUACCUGUGUUUCAUUUACUUUUUUCUCUCAAACCCUUGAUCCC
Messenger RNA from Orbicella faveolata, 5591 nucleotides. RefSeq names its product Fanconi anemia group J protein homolog. Gene Ontology annotation, biological process: nucleotide-excision repair; double-strand break repair involved in meiotic recombination. Gene Ontology annotation, molecular function: DNA binding; DNA helicase activity; ATP binding. NCBI's taxonomy places the organism in Eukaryota, Metazoa, Cnidaria, Anthozoa, Scleractinia, Merulinidae. The record is from RefSeq and is a predicted model, not a curated record. Gene Ontology annotation, cellular component: nucleus.